AAAUAAAUUUAUAAAAUUGGUUUAGUUUAUACACACACAUGGUAUUUUAACAAAAGCUGUAAGUAUACUUUCUUAUAAAAUUACAUAUUAUAAUCUCAAUCGUUUAGAAUUUUUCUUUGUUCAGAAAGAAAUAUCGUUAGAGAUAUUAUUUUUAUUCUUGUCUAACAUUAAACAACAAGCUUAAAAUAAUAUCUUUAAAUAUUCAAUGAAUUAUGAUAUAUCAAUGGAAGAAUAAUAUUGUAUUUACAACUGUCAUGUAUUGCUCGUAUUGAUUUAAUUCUUAUUCUUUGUUUUCAUUGACAGUUGAUGAAUGCUACAACGCUUAUUUUUUUCUAGUAAAAUCUAGUGAUAAAGAUCAAUAGAAAUGCACGCUACAUUUUAUAAAUGCAGCAGCAAACACGAAAAUCAUUACAUUAUCAAGUGAAUAUAAUAAUGAAAGUAAAAACAGUGCAUUAUUAAUGCCUUCUAUUACAUUAUUUAUAUACAUUUAAAUAUCAUUUUAUGAUGUUUGCACUUCAUCUUUAGUUUUCUCAAAUGGCAAUCGGUGUGCGUGAUAAUAAUUACGAGUGUAAUAGGAAUAGAUAUAACUUACAGAAAAUUGUGAGAUCCCAACGAUCAAAUCUGCACGUGUGUUUAAUAAUAAUAUCCUCGAACAUUGAUUUAGAAAAAUUUAAAAGAAAAGUAUAUUUACAUUGUGAACGUAUAAAAUUGAAAAAUCACGAGCACAAGUGUUUGAACGAAACCCCCUUUCAUCGAGACGUCUGCUUAUAUCUUUACGCUACGAAACUCCAAGUAUCAAUGUUCUCCCGCUCGCGUGCUACGCACUCGACUGACAACGGCAUACUGACAACGAUCGAUAACGGAGCUUCUUUAUAUCAUAUAAGGAAAAGGAAUCGUAAAUCUGGUCUACCUUUCAUCAGUUAAAUGAGAAAAAUGUCUUCAUGUAAUUCAGACGAAAUUUGUAGUACAAUACACGCGGUCUCGAUGCGUCUUGCGAUGCGUUUUGCCAUUCUCUUUGAAGUGCAAUUUUUCUUAUAUCUACAGCUUCUUAUAUCUAUAGCUAUAGAAUAAAUAACAUAAAUUAUUGUGGCCCGCUUCAUCUGAACUUUAUAGAACGACACGUAAAAUUAGUUACAAAAUUGAUCAUUAAUUUUUCAAAGUCUCGACAGACACGUAUGCCUAAAACUACAGACAAUAAAGAGAGAGUUCAAAGUAACUUCAAUGUAAGAUGCAAUCCCUCAAUAAUUUGAAUUUCCAAGGUAGAAGGUAAAAAUCUCUUCCUCUCCCUUGGUUUGGUGCUAGUAUCAGUAAAUCUGUCGUACCGAACGUAUCGGAUACGUUACCUGAUAUUUCUUAGUUGAAAGUUUUCUAACGAGAAAGUUCUUCUAGAAACCUGCAUACUGUGCGACAGUUGAAAAGAUUUUUGUACAUAACUCUUUUGAAUUGUUCAUUGUGCAAAUAUCACGAUGAUUGAUAAACAAUUACAAGCGUAUCGCAAGUACCAACGCUUCAUUAAGACUAUUCUCACUGUGACUGGCUGUUGGUACAUGCCCACAAAAUCAGGCAAGUCUACGUACUACUGGCCAAUUUGUGUACUUUUGCUAAUGAACGUGUACUUGAUACUCAUCUUGCAUACAACUUAUGUCUUUAGACAUAACUUGGUAAAUAUGAUGAAAAUGACAGGCGUAGCUAUAUCUUCAAUUAGCGCCAUUAUCAAGGUGACAACUUUCAUGGUACAUCGCAAAUCUCUCAAAAAUUGUCACCGGAUACUGAGUGAUUUUUUUGAGGAGGAGCUUACGCAAAACAAACAAAUCCGGAGGAUAAUGUUCUCGUCCCUGCGUGCAACGUACACGAUGGCGUAUGCAUAUUUCAUCAUUUUGAUAUCAUUAAUUUCGGGAUAUGCUGCGCCUCCGAUUAUAUCCAUGAUCCGCGAUCUCUGUCACUUGCGUUUAACUACAAACUACAACUUGCCGGUCGGCAGAGGACACUUAUACUUCUGGACCGUUCCCGAUAAUUUGUUGUAUCAUCUUCAUUUUUUCUACGAACUGACGCAAACGUCGUUGUCCAGCAUGCUGGCGUGCGCUAUUGAGAGCGUUUUUGGCUUCUACACCUAUUUAUUCGCCUCGACGGUGCGCGUCAUGAUUUUCAGACUCACGAAUCCUUUGCCUACAGACAAGUUUUCGGAUGUGUUGAAAAUGUGCAUUAAGAAACAUCAAAAAUUGCUAAAAUGCCGCGAUACGCUGGAGAGAGUUUUUGGACCAAUCGUCCUUUGGCAUGUUGUCUCCAAUUCCAUCCUUCUUUGCUCGUUGAUAUACGAGACUGUAAAUAUGGAAUUUAGUUUUGCCAACAUAACCGUAAUUGUGCCAUACUCUUCAAUAAAGCUACUCCAAAUGUUUAUAUAUGCACAGUACGGCACUGUUCUUACAAAUGCGAGCGAUGAUUUUCGUAAAGGAAUAUACUUUAGUGAGUGGCCUAACUCUGAUCUCGAUUGUCACGUCAAAACAAAUGUUAUUCUGAUGUUGAUGCAAAAACCGAUGACCAUAUACGCAAUUUUCUCCCCCGUCGAGAUGAUCAUGUUCACUAAUGUCAUAAACACUACAAUGUCCUAUUUCUUCCUGUUGCGCUCUAAAGACGGAUAAAAAUGGAUCAUGUAUAUGACUCGUAGAUACUGGCAAACACGAUGUUGCGUUAUUGUCAGAAUAUAAUUUAGAAAGUACAAUCAAAGCUUUAUUAACUUUUUAUUAUUACACUAUUGAUAUUUAAAAUGUUUAAACUAUUUCUAUUAAAAUAUAUAAAUAAUUGUGGGAUUAUUUUCCAUCUAGACGUUUGUUAACACAGUUAUGUUCACCAAUCUCGUGAAUACUACAAUAGUCUAUUCUUCUUGUUGCAAUUUGUCGGUGACAAAGUGAGAUAAUGGACCGUAUGUAUGUUUUAUAAACACUAAUAAGUAUGUAAAAUUAUUGUGUUAUUAUAAAAAAAUCAAUGCACCAUUAAUAUCUUUUAUUGUUACACUGUUAACGGUUAAUUUAUAAACAAUUAUAAACAAUAACUUUACUUGUUAUUGCGUUUUUCUUUUAUUUAUUUAAAAAAAAAUCGGUGUUUAAGCUAAUAAUUACAUAGCAUAACUUUUUUAGCACGUAAGUGUAUAUAAAGUUGAAAAAUGAACAGUUCUGCAUGUUCACGUGUGGUAAUGAGGUUUUCAAGUUACAUUGACCUACUGCGUAGAGAAAAUAUGUCGAUAUCACAGAUAUACUAUCGAGAAAAGUUUUAAGUAAAUGAAUGAAACUUUCUUUCAUCUAAAAUCUAAACGUUUGCAUAUACCCUCAGGCUAUCAAAC
Solenopsis invicta (red fire ant) is the source of this 3337-nucleotide messenger RNA. Its product is annotated as odorant receptor 49a-like. Lineage: Eukaryota; Metazoa; Arthropoda; Insecta; Hymenoptera; Formicidae. The transcript has 7 exons. Gene Ontology annotation, molecular function: odorant binding; olfactory receptor activity. The record is from RefSeq and is a predicted model, not a curated record. Gene Ontology annotation, cellular component: plasma membrane. The coding region runs from base 1467 to 2639 and encodes 390 amino acids. Gene Ontology annotation, biological process: sensory perception of smell; detection of chemical stimulus involved in sensory perception of smell.